AUGAGAACCGCUGAAAUUGGGCCUUAUCUCAUGUGUAUGAAGCAGUUUUUGGAAGCGUUUUCCCCGAUGGGUUUUUGGAGAAUUUUACAGAAGUUUGAAGUAUGUUCGAAACUUUCCUCGGUCAACGCAUAUGUUCAUAUGUUGGAGAGCUAGAAAGCCUGGGACAAGGAUGAAAGCACAAGUGCCCAAAUAAAGAGUUCGAAGAAGGACAGAAACAAGAAGAUCCAGAAGAAGAUUCGAAGUGAUGCAAUGAUUUUUGAGUUUCUGAGGUAAGGUGUUCAACGGGCGCGAUCCAUUCAACCAAAAUUCCAACCGGUCCGACCGGAAAAAGUGGUCCACCUCAAAAGGUGGACCAGUUUUUUCGAAACUUUUCCGGUUGGACCGAACCGAUCCAUUGAGUUUUGGACCGAAAUUUCCGGAAGUUUUGGUUUAAUGGAUCGCGCCCGUUAUUUGCAGUUCUUUCAAAAGGCUUUUUUAUAUAAAGGAUUAGAGUCAUAGUACAGAUGAGCUCAAGCUAAGCUAGGCUAGCUGUUUUUAUAGAUCUUGGAAGUUGUGAGCUUUUUUGAUUUUGCUGCAAAUGGUAAGUUAACUUACCGAACCGGGCAUGUAAAAAAUGACCGUAACAAGACAAAAAAAUGAAGCAUUGUUCAUGGGGAUUUUGAAGCCUUCCUUUAGAAAAUAAUUUAUAAACACUUGAUUUUAGAAAAUGAGAACCUGUAUAUUUGUAUGAGGGCCCUCAAAUUAGCAAAUUUAGGGAUUAGUGCAGUCAUUCAGGCAGCCGACUGCAUGACUCCCUGAAAGUGUCUAACUAUGUGGAAAUUCAUUGUGGAUGUAUUGUGCUUUUGAUUAGGAAGAUGACGCUGUUAGACGUUUUUGGAUCAAAAUUCUGCAAGAAAUGUGAGUGCAGUUUAGCCUAAUUUCAAUUUUUUAUUCGGUCAACUCUCUAAGAUAGACACCUCUGAGAUCAGAAAAAAAAGGGGUCUGUCUUAAAGGAGCUGGGUCACGAAAUUCAGCCAAAUUAGGAAACUACAAAAUGCUCGUUAAAACUUUAAAGGAAGGUUAAUAUAACGUAACAGAAACAACAGAUGCCACGGAUGGGCACAACUGAAGAAGAUUGAAACGGAUUGAAAUUAGGGUUUUUGAAAACUGUUCAGCCUAACAGUUUUUCAAAGUUGAUCCCUGCUGCUUGCAACUUCAAAAAUAAUGCUCAGGAGACAUAUUUGUUUGUCACGGAUCUCUGAAUUUGUCAUUUACAUGUAAUUUCUUUGCUUACUUUAAGUUCUAUAGCGAUUGAGGGGAGUGAUUGGCAAAAUUAAACAAAAUGAACUGGACUGCCGUGACACAGCCCCUUUAAAGAGAUGUCUGGGAGUAAAGCAGAGCAGGGACCAGCUCUAGGUGUCCAAUUUAUGGUGUAGAGAGAUGUCUGUUAAGGGAUUUUGUAUUUUAAAAUAAAGCAUGAGUGCUACAGUAGUCUUACAAUAUUGUAGAAAGAGGCCUUUUUGUGGGUGUGAGGGUACAUAUGUCCCUAUUCAAUUUACUGAAUUGACUGAAUUUUUUGCAUUUUUGCAUAACUUUCAGUAUUCAGCCCAUCGUUAAUUGUGUUUGAUAUCAUUUAGUCUUCUGUUGCUGUUUCAAGGCGAGGUUGCUUAUCAAAAUUUUACCCUAUCAGAGCCUCUAGAAGGUGGGCUAUUCCAAUAUUACAGGUAAAAUGUUAACCUACAAAGAAAUACUGAUACCAGUGGGGUUAAUGUUUUCAUACUCACACAUUGAAUACGUUAGGCCCGCUUAAGGCAGCACACAGAAACUUUUGGUAUACAGCUAAACCCCAUGACUCAGAACCUGGAUUUUAAGAGCCUGUUAGGCCGAAAAUGAGCCAGUUAAGGCCCCCCUAUAUAAGAACCUGUUUAGCCUAAAAUUUGAAACAGGUUCUUAUCUUCUAAAAUCUAUGGAAAAAAUUCUGUACACUUAGGUAAAUAUCAGAUUAGUCAACAUUCAGAAUGCUCUUUGGAGACAUAGGUGCCUUGUCACUCCAACUGAAAUUUAUAUGCCAAUGACGUCAAUGCUUUAGUUCCUCUUUUUAAUUUAUAGUCAUUUUUACAUAACUUCUAAUUUGGUAUGCAGUUUUUUUUUCCUGGGAGAGGGUGUCUGUACAAAGUGUCAAGGCCACCACAUUGUCACUGCAUGAGCAUUGUGUGACAUAGCAUCUCAUGUAAGAGUUAAACAAACUUAUCUGAACAUUGUACCCUUUUGAAAGACUUUUGUAACAAGAAAAAUGAGUACCAUUUUUAAAUCGGGGCUGUAACUUUUCAAAUUCCACCAUUAUGAAUAAAAGAAAGUAAGUAAGCCAUUCUAAGCAGGAAACAAUAAGUGUUAUUUUCACGCACCCCUCCUCCAAUCCUUCUGCCCCCCAAAAUAAAGUGUUACAGUAUUACGUGACUGAUUUGACCUAACCAGAAAUUCCAAAAAUAUUGUCGUUCUACAGGUCAUAAAACGCCGUUAACAAGCAGUACAUUUCUCAAUUCUGGUUCUUAAAACUAACAAGGCAAAUUAAAUUUAAGUUUCAUUUUUGUCUGAUAUUGCAUUUAAAGCCUUUCUUUCUUUCUUUCUUUCUUUCUUCCUUUCUUUUAUAGGCAGUGUGAAAAGAGGCAAAUAAAAAGAACUUUGAUCCAUUAUGUAGUUUCAGGUUGAUUAUCAAACUAUUAUUAAAAUAAUGAAGCAGCUGUGCAUGCUGAAGACCUUACACAAAAUAAUGUACUCAUACAGUGUAUAACAAAAAUCUACACUGCUUGGUUUGGUCUGUUUUAUGAAGAAUAGUGCACUGCGAGGGUACCACAUUUUAGCUGAAUUAUAUAUGCUAAAAUGUAGAUUUUUCAAUAGGUGAGUUAGAUAGAAUUCACUCUCCCUCCCUGGUUAAAUAUCCAGUAUUAAAUACCUUUAUUAUUCUCAGCUUUUUUUUUCUGCAAAAAUUUGUCAUUUUUUUUUUUCUGUAACCUAGCCUCCCUCACAGUAUUUGUAGGGGAAUUGUACAGUAUAUCCUCCCUUCCCACAAAAUGUCUGCUUAACCGACAUCAACAUUUCUAAUUUCCAUGUGGUACAUGUAACCAAUCAACAGUGAGAGGUAUUAUCUUUAAUUUUUCCAAACUUCUGCCUUAAGAGCUGUGGGCACUGUGUAGUGAGUAAAAAGCAAUUUAUUACUCUGCUAAGUGUGACAAACUCCUUUGUUCAACUUUAAUUUUUUAUGUUUCCUUUCUUUAAAGUGGAAUUAUAUUAACAGGAAUUCUGCCAAAUUUCAUCAGAUUCUAAUGAGUAGAUUUUGAUAUUUUGUCAUUUGUUAACAUAGCCUAUGAAAGUCAACAAGAGUAUAUGUACAAUAUGCCCAAAACUUGUGCAAGCACUGAGAUCACCAUGUGAUAUGAGAAAGUGAUGAAAACUGAAUAAAUUUGUUCUGACAAUUUCUGGGCAUUUUUCGCAGCUGGCCCUCAAUUUUUUUCUUGAAAAUCCCAUUAGCUUCAAUGUUCUCUUGAUAAAGAUGUAUCAGGGAGUCUUUUAGUGGAUGCAGCUUUAUGUAAUAGAAAGUGCAUGUGUUCAACUUCCUGUACUAAAAGCUUCAAAAAACUCUAACAAAUUGGGAAAAAAAUAAUAGAAUCCAUCAGUAAGGAGAUCUGUGCAAUUCACUAAGAAUAAAGUUGUUGAGAUUGGACGGGGAAACAUACAAUUCACAAGACAAAGCAACCUUCAACGGCAAAGUCUUGACACAUGGGCUUCUUAUACUUCUUAAUAUAAUACUGUUCAGAAUGAAAUGCAGACUUCUGCCAAUUGCUGCUUUGUCCUGAUAGCACAAACUCACAUCUUGUCAAUGAUUAUUUAUUGUGAGGAUAUCUUUGUUCAUUUGUAUACUACUGUACACACUCUCUGUAACUGUAUAGAUACAUGUAAUAACAGUUCUCUUGUCCAUGAAUUUUAGAAUGUUAAUUUGAAUAAAAAAAACAGUUCUUGAGUUAUAUUUUCUUUUUAUUUUCAUUUUUUGUACAGGCAUGAACGAAACCAGGGAUUAAAAGAAGCAAACAAAGUCUUGGAUUGGCUGGUAAGCUUCAUUCAUAUGUAUUUUCCCUGUAAUGCUCUAAUGGUUAAAUAAUUUAUUGUUCUUUGUUUAAAUGUUGCCUUUUUUUAUGCAGGGCUCGAAAUUCACGGUAACCCGUUAACCAACGGUUAGUAAUUUUCAACGUUUGGUUACUAAAGAUGUGUCCAACUAACCUGACAUGGUUAGUAAAAAUUUUCUUAAAUAUUUAAAUUAUGUUAUGGAAAUAACCUUUUUACAAGUAAAUGUUUUUAGGAACGAUUUUUGUGUUGUUUUCUUGCAUAAGAUUGUUUUCUGUGUCAACAAUUUGUUCUCGCCAUCUUUGCGAUCAAAUCGAACUUUUCAGACCUUUUGAGCGCUAAGGUCCUGGAGACGAGUUUGUGUCGAAUGUGGGGAUCUGGACACUACAAUAUCGGAUACGCCAUCUUUGCUUCGAAAUUACUGUUUGCGAGGUUAACUGGCAGUUUGGCAUUGAAUUAUGCAGAGUUCUUUGGAUAGAUUUAUUAGAAAUAGGCAGGCUCCAGCUGAAAGUAACUGCGGUGAAGAAGAAGAAUGUCAAGAAAAGGAACCAAAGACAACAGAAGAUAUGGAAGACUCGAGCUCCCGGAAGCGUUACGAAGAAAAGAGGAAACAAGAGGGCCAAUCAUUUCGACAGGAGUGGAAGAAAACAUUUGCGUCGCUUCAGUUCGACGAGACUAAGGUCACCAUGCAAUUUCGACUACUUUUUAAUUUGUUCUAGUGGUUAUUGACAAAAUGUUCAAUAUUUGAGAUUUCAAGAUUGUCAAGAUUUUUUAGUUGUGAGCUUGGAUACCAAACUUUAUAAUUUGGUUAGUAAAAAACAUGUCUACUAACCCAAAGGGUUAGUGAUCCAAAAAUUAAAUUCGAGCCCUGUUUUAUGGUGUGCAUGAAAAAUGCAUUAGCAAAGAAUAGUAACUACUAGAUAAAGUUAUGGUAAGAUGAUUUAUCACUCAAAAUCUUGUGCCAGCCUAGUGAAACAUCUUGGUGGCUGUUGAUUGGGUUCGAGAAGUAUUUAGAAGUUGUGCAAAAUUUCCAUCUGAUCACAUACAACAAAGAAGGUCUACCAGGAAAAAAAUUAUGCAUUUUUUCUGGAGACUGACUUUUCACAGAGGACACUUGCUGUCAUUAAAUUCUCAACAACAUCAAAACUCUCAGAGACUCUGCACAAUUUUAUGAUUAGUGUAACAAUAGCAGUCUCAAACGCUUAAUAAGGACAAACUCAUCUGGACGAGGUUGACAGCUUCAAAUAUCUGGGCGCAAUCGUCACAGAUCAGAGUUCCAAGCCUGAAGUACUGUCCAGAAUUGCACAGACAACAGCAGCACUAGCGAGGCUGAAGACCAUCUGGAGUGAUAAGUAUAUCUCUCUAAGCUCAAAGAUCAGACUAAUGCGCUCCCUAGUUAUCUCUGUACUAUUAUACGCCUGCGAAACCUGGACAUUGACAGCGGACAUCCUGAAGAAAUUGCAGGCCACUGAGUUGAGAUGCUUUCGGAAACUGCUUGGCAUCUCAUACAGAGAUCACGUCACUAACGAUGCAGUCAGAGAAAGAAUCAGGCAAGCCAUUCGGCCCUAUGAUGAUAUCUUAACCACUGUAAAGAAACGCAAGUUAAAGUGGUUUGGGCAUGUAUCAAGAUCAGUACAUUACUACAAAGCCUUCGGUUGGGUCACUCUCACUGAAGUACUUGAGCACGGGCACUUUGGAGACAGCAUCUUUUAUCUUAUCAAAGGUAUCUUUCUGUUUGUGAGUCCAAUUCCAUUCAGCUUUCUUGUGUGUUAGACGGCACAGUGGCUCACACAGUUCUGAUAGGUCUUGUAGGAACUUAGACAGAUACUUCACAAGCCCAAAGAAUCUCUGCCGGUCGCUCCAUCUUAAUUAUUGCUUUGACUUUUUUAGGAUCUUCUUUAAGCCCAUUCCUUGUCACUACAUCCCCGAUAAAUGACACGUCACUGCACUUUAAAUGGAACUUCUCCUUGUUCAGCUUGAUAUUUGUUGCUCUGCAACGAUCGAGGAGGUUCGUCAGAUUUUGGUUGUGGUCACGGUCAGCCUUUUCAUCAGUGUCCACCAUUCCAAUGAUAAGUAGCAGCACCUAAUAAAAUUAAUGUGUGGACAGCAAGUUCUACUAACCUCUUCUAGUCCUGCUACAUGUGCUAGGUCGUCUGUGAAUUCAAGCUUGGUAAGAUCUCGCAUACAGUAGGUUGUCUUCUGCUCUGACUACGCUGAUUCGGUAGACCUCACUUAUUUAGUCUGUUGAGGAACAGAUUCAGAAAGUAGUUUAGCACAAUAAUGAAAUAACAGGAGCAAGGUUGUAACCUUAGUACCUUGCUGUCUCAUCAAAGAAUGUGGUUUCUUCUCAGGACCAAUUGAGUAGUCUCAGUUUCCUCAUAUAGUGACUUUACCUCAGCAGCAAUUGGUUAAAGUUGAAGUGGAAGUGUGUCAGACAUUUCUUACCUGCUUACGUGUUCAACACUUUCCUGCCUACGUUUUCUACCUCACGUUAUUAAUAAACCUCUUUAUUAUAGACUCGAUCUUAUUUUGCAAGAAAACAUAUUCCAGUUUAGCAAACAAUUUAACCCUUGCCUUGGCAGGGCUAAAUGGCAGAAAGAUGACCACUGCUUUUUUUUAAUCUUGUGUUCUCUUAAAGGAACUCAAGUUCAGAUGAAUGUAAGAGGUUUCUUGAUAGGCAAAUAAGUUCUGCUCUAUUAUAUUGAAUUCACAGCUGCUAUGUUAGAAAAACAUUUUCCAUACUGCAAGAGUAGUGUAGGAUAUUACAAGAGACAGUACCCUACAGGAAGUUCUUUUUAUAGGUCUAUGACUGGAAAAAGUUUGAUGUUUUUGGAUCCCUAGUCAAUUAUGGGAGGUGUUCACUUACAAUGUACAAGAGUUGGUUUCAGAUGGAACUUAUCAUUAUCAGUUAUGUUAUGGGGAAGGGA
Porites lobata is the source of this 7025-nucleotide messenger RNA. The record is from the annotation of a GenBank genome assembly. Lineage: Eukaryota; Metazoa; Cnidaria; Anthozoa; Scleractinia; Poritidae.